ACAAUGGCCACAUACGAAGAAGUUAAAGACGUACCCAACCAUCCUGAAGUUUAUUUGAUCGAUGUCAGGAACAAAGAUGAAGUUGCAUCCACUGGUGCUUUGCCGGCAAGCAUUAACAUUCCAUUGCCUGAAUUGGAAGGUGCUUUCAAAUUGUCUGAUAAUGAUUUCAAGACAAACUUCAAUCGUGACAAGCCCUCGGAAGAUGCUGUCAUUAUAUUCAGUUGCCUGAAGGGAGGUAGAGCCCAAAAGGCUGCUGAUUUGGCCUUGGCAAAUGGUUUCAAGAACGCCAAACCCUAUCCCGGCUCGUGGACCGAGUGGGCACAAAAGGAAGGUCUAUAA
Messenger RNA from Musca vetustissima, 339 nucleotides. RefSeq names its product rhodanese domain-containing protein CG4456. NCBI's taxonomy places the organism in Eukaryota, Metazoa, Arthropoda, Insecta, Diptera, Muscidae. The coding region runs from base 4 to 339 and encodes 111 amino acids. Gene Ontology annotation, molecular function: thiosulfate-cyanide sulfurtransferase activity. Gene Ontology annotation, cellular component: mitochondrion. The transcript is spliced from 3 exons. The record is from RefSeq and is a predicted model, not a curated record.